This is a messenger RNA of Sphaeramia orbicularis (orbiculate cardinalfish), 2364 nucleotides long. RefSeq names its product tetratricopeptide repeat protein 13-like. Gene Ontology annotation, molecular function: protein binding. Lineage: Eukaryota; Metazoa; Chordata; Actinopteri; Kurtiformes; Apogonidae. The transcript is spliced from 18 exons. Bases 16 to 2043 code for a protein of 675 amino acids. The record is from RefSeq and is a predicted model, not a curated record.
ACCUGAUAUGACUGAAUGUGUCUUCUGUGUCCACGCCAGGACAUAAAGAAUGCAGACUUGGCGCUGUACGAGCUCAACAGAGUCAUCACCCUGGAGCCGAACUGGCCCGAGGUUUACGAACAGAGGGCAGAGAUUCUGUCUCCUCUGGGUCGUAUCACUGAGGCUCUGGGGGAUCUGACCAAAGCCAUCCAGCUCCAGCCGUCGGCUCGACUCUACAGACACAGAGGAACGCUGCUCUUCAUUUCAGAGGACUAUGUGGCAGCUAUGGAGGACUUUCAGCAGUCAUUAGAGCUGAAGAAGAACCAGCCAAUCGCUAUGCUGUAUAAAGGUCUUACCUUCUUCCACAGAGGGAUGCUGAAGGAAGCCAUAGAGACGUUCAAGGAGGCGCUGAAGUUGAAGUCUGACUUCAUAGAUGCGUAUAAGAGCCUCGGACAGGCCUACAGAGAACUGGGUGACUUUGAGUCGGCCAUGGAGAGUUUCCAGAAAGCCCUCAUGUUGAACCAGAACCACAUCCAGUCUCUCCAGCUUCGAGGCAUGAUGCUGUACCACCACGGUUCACUGCAGGAGGCCAUCGGGAACUUCAAGAGGUGUCUUCAGCUGGAGCCGUACAACGAGGUGUGUCAGUACAUGAAGGGGUUAAGUCACGUGGCCAUGGGUCAGUUCUACGAAGGCAUCAAAGCUCAGACCAAAGUGAUGUUGAACGAUCCUCUACUGGGACAGAAGGCCAGCUCGGAAUACCUCAAAGUCAAAUACCUCAGAGAAUACUCUCGUUACCUUCACUCUCACCUGGACAUCCCAGUUGCAGAGUACAACGUGGACCAGGACUUACCUGGAAACUUCAAGAACCACUGGGCCAAGAACCUGCCUUUUCUAAUAGAAGACUAUGAAGAACAGCCAGGUCUGCAGCCACACAUCAAGGAUGUGUUACCGCAGAACUUCGACAGCUACAGCAGCGAAGUGCAGAAGCUGAUCUGCACGGCCGACCACCUAGGGGCGCUAAUGCAGUACGACACACCGGGAUUCUUACCCAAUAGGAGAAUACACAGAGCCAUGGGUUUGGCCACGCUGGAGGUGAUGCAGGCCAUGCAUCGGACGUGGAGCAACUCCAAAGUACGAGUCAACGGAAAGACCAGACAAAUGCAGUGGAGAGAUAUGUUCGACAUAGCCGUCAAAUGGAGGAGGAUCGCAGAUCCAGACCAGCCGGUCCUGUGGUUGGACCAGAUGCCUGCACGGAGUCUGAGCCGAGGCUUCAACAAUCACAUCAACCUCAUCAGAGGACAGAUCAUCAACAUCAGAUACCUGGCAUACUUCGACAACAUCCUCGACUUCAUUAAAGACCGAAUACUGGUGUAUCAUGGGGCAUACAACCCCAGAGGACUCUUAGAAGUACGUCAGGCUCUAGAAAACGUAAAUAAAGUAGAAGAUCUACUUCCAAUAAUGAAGCAGUUCAACAGUAAAACCAGAGAUGGCUUCACAGUCAACUCCAAGGUGCCCAGCAUGAAGGAUUCUGGGAAAGAGUACGACGGCUUUACCAUCACCAUCACUGGAGACAGGGUGGGGAACAUGUUAUUCUCGGUGGAAACCCAGACCACAGAGGAGCGAACGCAGCAGUACCAGUCGGAGAUCGAGUCCAUUUACAAAGACCUCACCGUUAAAGGGAAGGCGCUGAUGCUUUCCACAGAACUAGGGGACGCAGAUGCUGUGUGUAACCUCAUCCUCUCCCUGGUUUAUUACUUCUGCAACCUCAUGCCGCUCUCCAGAGGAUCCAGUGUGGUGGCCUACUCUGUGGUGAUGGGGGCGCUGAUGGCCAGUGGGAAAGAAGUCAUCGGUCGGAUUCCUAAAGGAAAGCUGGUCGACUUCGAAGCCAUGACCACACCGAGUCCAGACAGCUUCAGUAAAACGGCCAAGAGCUGGAUGAAUCUGAAGAGUUUACCAGGCUGGUACCAGAGUCUUCCGUCCGUCGCAGAGACCUUCCCGUCGACCAGAACGAUGAUCGAGGUUCUCAACACGGACUCGUCCUCACACUGUCCAAAGAAGUCUUAAUGCAGCUUCUACACAAGUCGUAUCAGAGCUUCGGUAGCGGGCAGAACAAAGGGACCGCCAGCUCCUGAAACCCAAACUAACGCCAACCGCCAAAACGUUCUGACGCUGGAUGGAGACCAGAGACGAGUCUGAUAGAUGUGUACGAGCUUUGGGUUAUGGUCACAUGACUACGCGUGUCAGUGAAUGAUCCCACAAAUAUACACUAUGUGGACAAAAGUAUGUGGACACGUUGAAUUCAGGUGGUUCUUCUCUAACGAAACAAUAACGACUAAUGUCAGAAUAUAGUUUUAUAUUGGGAUAAAUAUCAUUGCAUUGGUUAGU